CGGCCGGGCGGAACUGUUUGACGUCGAGCAGCUCCUUUCACUUCCCCAGCUUCGCUGUUCUCCAUUUUCUACAGACCCGAGCGGCUAUCGAGGGGAGAGGCAAAGAAGAAAAAAUGAAUGAAGAAUAUGAUGUAAUCGUCCUGGGAACUGGACUGACGGAAUGUAUCCUCUCAGGCAUUAUGUCUGUGAAGGGCAAGAAGGUGCUUCACAUGGACCGCAACUCGUACUAUGGUGGAGAAAGUGCGUCCAUCACCCCCUUGGAAGAUCUAUACAAACGGUUCAGCCUACCUGGAAACCCACCAGAGUCGAUGGGAAAGGGAAGAGACUGGAAUGUAGACUUGAUUCCCAAGUUCCUCAUGGCCAAUGGUCAGCUUGUCAGGAUGUUGCUGAUCACUCAAGUGACACGUUACCUUGACUUCAAGGUCAUUGAAGGCAGCUUUGUCUAUAAAGCUGGGAAGAUUUACAAAGUCCCUUCCACUGAAACAGAAGCCUUGGCAUCCAAUUUGAUGGGGUUGUUUGAAAAGCGACGAUUCCGAAAGUUUUUAGUGUUUGUUGCCAACUUUGACGAGAACGAUCCUAAAACCUUGGAGGGUGUGGAUCCAAAGAAGACUACAAUGCGAGACGUGUACAAGAAGUUUGACUUGGGCCAGGAUGUCAUUGACUUCACGGGCCACGCCCUUGCUCUGUACAGGACUGACGAGUAUUUGGACCAGCCCUGCCAUGAAUCAAUAAACAGGAUUAAGCUUUACAGUGAGUCUUUGGCCAGAUAUGGUAAAAGCCCUUACCUUUACCCUCUGUACGGUCUUGGAGAGUUGCCACAAGGUUUUGCAAGAUUAAGUGCCAUAUAUGGAGGAACCUACAUGCUGAACAAACCCAUUGAAGAGAUCGUCAUUGAGGAUGGAAAAGUUGUUGGAGUUAAAUCUGAGGGCGAGAUUGCUCGCUGUAAGCAGUUGAUCUGUGAUCCCAGCUAUGUUAGUGACCGGGUGACAAAGGUGGGUCAGGUGAUCCGCCUCAUCUGCAUUUUGAACCACCCCAUCAAAAACACAAGUGACGCCAACUCGUGCCAGAUCAUCAUUCCACAGAACCAGGUCAACAGGAAAUCUGAUAUCUACGUAUGCAUGAUUUCCUUUGCACACAAUGUUGCGGCACAGGGAAAAUACAUUGCCAUUGUGAGCACUACAGUGGAGACCAGCGAUCCCGAGAAAGAGAUCAAGCCGGCUUUGGAUCUUCUUGAGCCCAUUGAACAGAAGUUUGUCAGCAUCAGUGAUCAGUAUGCUCCAACUGACUUGGGAUCUGAAAGUCAGAUCUUCAUUUCGCGUUCCUAUGAUGCCACCACUCACUUUGAGACCACCUGUGACGACAUCAAAGACAUCUACAAGAGGAUGAUCGGCACAGAAUUUGACUUUGCAGAAAUGGAGCGUAAGAAGACUGACAUCUUUGGAGACGUUGAUCAGUAAAAGAGUGAUGCACUCCCAAAACAAUAUUACCGACGACCAUAAUCUACAAGUAUUGGCUGAUUCAAGUAUAUGUUCUGUCCAUUAAGGAAUUUAAUGAACUGCGUAAAUUUGUAUUGUGGGGCCUGCUUUUUAUAAUCACGUUUUGACAAGUAUUGCACUGAUCCUAGGUUAAUAACCACCAUUUAUCUUGAGAUCAUGUACUCGGUUAAGUGAUAAAUGAGGGGUUCUGUCCAAAGAUGCCAAAUUAUGUUUUAUUCAAUAUCCAUGUGGUUAUAAAAAGUAUAUUCGGUAUUCGUUUUUACAUUUAACUUCCCAUGAAAGAUUGAAACCUAGGCAGUCCAUUUGUAUACAUGAGUAUUAUAUACAUGUAACAAAGUGAUAACAAAAAUACUAUUCAUUGAGAAGUGUUUCCAAGAAAAAUUUGGAACUGUUUCCCCAAAGCAUCUUAAAAUAUUUUGCCAUUGUCAGUAGCCAAUAUCUUUCCUGUAACACUGAGUUCACUGUCAAAAUGAUGAAGCAUACUGAUAAGAUCCAUACUCUGUUCUGCUGUAUCCAAAUCUUCCCAUACAAAAGAGCAGGACACAGCAUUAUACUUAUACUAAAAAUACUGUUCAUAGCAGUUUGGGUAACGCACUGUACGUAAGGAUUACUUUCUCUCUCCUUUAAACCAAUAAAAACUGAACGAAUAAAAGCAGGCAAGAUGUGACUGCCUUCUAUGUACCGUUCCUCUUAAUUUACACGGACCAAACUGCAGCGUGGUAUUAUGACGACGGAGCCAGGUGUAGGACCAUCACGGGUGUUUCAAAAGCUGAAACCAUUUCUGUACUCCAAAGUAAAGAAGUCAUGAAAAACGAA
This is a messenger RNA of Lepisosteus oculatus (spotted gar), 2312 nucleotides long. RefSeq names its product GDP dissociation inhibitor 2 (gene gdi2). The record is from RefSeq and is a predicted model, not a curated record. Gene Ontology annotation, biological process: small GTPase-mediated signal transduction; vesicle-mediated transport; protein transport. Gene Ontology annotation, molecular function: Rab GDP-dissociation inhibitor activity. NCBI's taxonomy places the organism in Eukaryota, Metazoa, Chordata, Actinopteri, Semionotiformes, Lepisosteidae. Gene Ontology annotation, cellular component: cytoplasm.